Naegleria lovaniensis is the source of this 402-nucleotide messenger RNA. RefSeq lists its product as uncharacterized. The coding region runs from base 1 to 402 and encodes 133 amino acids. NCBI's taxonomy places the organism in Eukaryota, Heterolobosea, Eutetramitea, Acrasida, Naegleriidae. The transcript has a single exon. Gene Ontology annotation, molecular function: heme binding; monooxygenase activity; iron ion binding. The record is from RefSeq and is a predicted model, not a curated record.
AUGAUUUGUUCCUAUCUUCCAUUCGGUGCUGGAGCUAGAGUUUGUUUAGGACAAAAAUUCUCAUUGCAAGAACAAAAACUCUUCGUCAUACACUUGUUGAGUAAAUAUCAAGUCUCCUUAGAUACCAAGAAAGAAGGAGCUUCUGAAAAACCACGAAUGAAACUGUUAGGAAAUACUCCAUUCAGUCUCAGUGACGAUACGAAAUUAAUCUUUACGGAAAGACCAAUUGAAAUACCUUUGGAGUAUCACUUGUAUGAGGAGGAUUUUGAUAAGCAACACAUUACAGAAGGUAAAAGUGUGGGAGAUACUGGAGUGGGAUUGAAUGCAGAUGAAGAAAUUCCAAGUACGAGUCGGGAGUAUCAUCCUUUAGAUAUUAUUCAUCAAGUGGAUAACUAUCAGUGA